GUUGAUCAGCAAGAGAUGAUUCCAAGUAAGAAGAAUGCUGUUCUUGUGGAUGGGGUUGUGCUGAAUGGCCCUACAACAGAUGCAAAAGCUGGAGAAAAAUUUGUUGAAGAGGCCUGUAGGCUAAUAAUGGAAGAGGUGGUUUUGAAAGCUACAGAUGUCAAUGAGAAGGUGUGUGAAUGGAGGCCUCCUGAGCAACUGAAACAGCUUCUUGAUUUGGAGAUGAGAGACUCAGGCGAGCCACCCCAUAGACUAUUGGAACUCUGUCGGGAUGUCAUACGCUACAGCGUCAAAACUAACCACCCAAGAUUUUUCAACCAAUUGUAUGCUGGACUUGAUUACUACUCCUUGGUGGCCCGAUUUAUGACUGAAGCAUUGAAUCCAAGUGUUUAUACGUAUGAGGUGUCCCCAGUGUUUCUGUUAGUGGAAGAAGCAGUUCUGAAGAAAAUGAUUGAAUUUAUUGGCUGGAAAGAAGGGGAUGGAAUAUUUAACCCAGGUGGCUCAGUGUCCAAUAUGUAUGCAAUGAAUUUAGCUAGAUACAAAUAUUGUCCUGAUAUUAAGGAAAAGGGGCUGUCUGGUUCACCAAGAUUAAUCCUUUUCACAUCUGCAGAGUGUCAUUACUCCAUGAAGAAGGCAGCCUCUUUUCUUGGGAUUGGCACUGAGAAUGUUUGCUUUGUGGAAACAGAUGGAAGAGGUAAAAUGAUACCGGAGGAACUGGAGAAGCAAGUCUGGCAAGCCAGAAAAGAGGGGGCAGCACCGUUUCUUGUCUGUGCCACUUCUGGUACAACUGUGUUGGGAGCCUUUGACCCUCUGGAUGAAAUAGCAGACAUCUGUGAGAGGCACAACCUGUGGCUUCAUGUAGAUGCUUCUUGGGGUGGCUCAGCUUUGAUGUCGAGGAAGCACCGCAAGCUUCUGCAUGGCAUCCACAGGGCUGACUCUGUGGCCUGGAACCCACACAAGAUGCUGAUGGCUGGGAUCCAGUGCUGUGCUCUCCUUGUGAAAGACAAAUCUGAUCUUCUUAAAAAAUGCUACUGUGCCAAGGCAUCUUACCUCUUCCAGCAGGAUAAAUUCUAUGAUGUGAGCUAUGACACAGGAGACAAGUCUAUCCAAUGUAGCAGAAGACCAGAUGCAUUCAAGUUCUGGAUGACCUGGAAGGCCCUGGGUACAUCAGGCCUUGAAGAGAGAGUUAAUCGUGCUCUUGCUUUAUCUAGGUACCUAGUAGAUGAAAUCAAGAAAAGAGAAGGAUUCAAGUUACUGCUGGAACCUGAAUAUGCCAAUAUUUGCUUUUGGUACAUUCCACCGAGCCUCAGAGAGAUGGAAGAAGGACCUGAGUUCUGGGCAAAACUUAAUUUGGUGGCCCCAGCCAUUAAGGAGAGGAUGAUGAAGAAGGGAAGCUUGAUGCUGGGCUACCAGCCGCACCGGGGAAAGGUCAACUUCUUCCGCCAGGUGGUGAUCAGCCCUCAAGUGAGCCGGGAGGACAUGGACUUCCUCCUGGAUGAGAUAGACUUACUGGGUAAAGACAUGUAGCUGCGGCUUUCGUCCCCCAGAGGCAUAAAUCCUGUCCUGGGAGAGUUUAGAUUCAGAACAUCUUGGGGAUACACAGUAGAUUGCAGCCCUUCUGAUGAGAAAUAGGAAAUACUUCCAAGUCCAGGCCCAACAAAACCAAAAUGCUAAGCAAUGAAUAUGAAGGACUCUCUAGCUGCCUGGGCAUUACUGUUGCUAAAAGAAGAAAGUUUAAAAAAAAUGAUUUUCUCAAGGAAUGCCCCUGGAACACAGCUCUGAUAGUAAGUACCAUGCAGGUUCUGGAUUCUAAGCUUACAUUGCUCUUUAAAGAACUUAUAAACUCACAGUUUAAAGCAGUGGUUCUCAAAGUGUGGUCCCUGGACUAUCAGCAUCAAAGCAUCACCUGGGAACUUGUUAAAAUGCAGAUUCUCAGGCUUUCCCCAGACCAACUGGAUCAGAAGCUCUGGGGGUAAGGCCCAGUAUUCUGGGUUUUAACAAGCUCUUCAGGGUAUUCUGAUGCACAGUAAAAUCUGAGAAACACUGGUUUAAGAAAAACCUUGUAAUGAUCGAAUGCUCACUCUGAUAUUUUGCCAGCAAAGGGAUAUCUAAUGUUUCAGAAACCUCUGAGCCAGUCUUUGAAAAAAUACAACUAUGGCAUCUGUAGCACAAAUAUUUAAGGACAUCGGAAGCAUGUCAAAAGCUGUUUUUAAAGAGAGAAACUGUAUAAGAUGUUUACUUCAUAGAGAUGUAUGUUUUAUGCAGGCUGAAUGUUUAUCUCAAAAGUUCAAAUUAUCCAUUCUGUUUUUUCUCAGUUAGAGAUUAGAAUAAAAGGCAAACACUUUGUAGUGUGGCCCUUUCAAUCAAUGAGCAAUAGUCCUAAUUCACUUCCCAAAAUCAUUUGUGUCAUUAGCCAGGGAUGGACUCUCUCUAUAUAUAUAUUCAAACCACAACAAUUGAAAGCACAAUAAUUGACAGAAAAAUACAGGUUCUAUUAAUAAAUUAACAAACUGUUAGUCUUCAAAAUAGAAAUGCACAUAAUAUUCAUAUCAGUUUUUUCUUGGUAGACAACUGGAAGGUUUUCUCUUUUUUUUCAUCUAUGACUAAUUUUCCUUAUUCAAGGUACCUGAACUGGGGUGCUUUUUAAGAAAAAUUUGGGAACAAAUUUGGGACAUAUAUAUAUGUUUCUGUGAUAUAUACAUAUAUGUUUCUGUGUUCCUCUUUUAGCUUGAGGGGCUUGUUUCUUAUCUUGCUCUGUGCCUCAUAGGGAAAAAACACAAGGAAGUCCACGGUUGUACAACAUUCCCUUUCCUAAGAUUUGAAAUGUCAGUAUAGAUUAUUAAGUGGUUUAUAUUAGAGAAUCUGGGAAUCAUCAGCCUUUCAGUGGAAAUACUUCCUCCAUUUCGCCUGAUAGUGGGUGAUUUUAACUCUAUCUCUGACCCUGGUCCUAGAUUUCAGGAAAGUUUUAUUUAACUAAGAAAUUGAUGGAAUUCAUAGAUGUGGGCGUAGAGUUCAACAAGAUAAGAUUAUGAAUAUAAUAAAGCUCUGCAUUGAAAGGUGAAUGAUUGAAGAGUAUUAAAGUAUUAGACUUAGCAUAUUCAAUAACAUUUACAUACUCCAUUAUUAACUAAUGUCAUUUAAAUUUUGAGUACUAUUUGCUUUUAUUGCUUAUUUUCAUUUUAGUGUGCAGUUUCUUGGUAUCUCUAUUGGUCAAAGAAUAUUAAAUCUUUCUCUGAAUUACUUCAAAGUCUCAGGUGAAACCUAUUUGUGUG
This is a messenger RNA of Cercocebus atys (sooty mangabey), 3269 nucleotides long. It is a transcript of the gene GADL1, whose product is annotated as glutamate decarboxylase-like 1. Bases 16 to 1524 code for a protein of 502 amino acids. Gene Ontology annotation, molecular function: carboxy-lyase activity; pyridoxal phosphate binding. The transcript has 14 exons. Gene Ontology annotation, biological process: carboxylic acid metabolic process. Lineage: Eukaryota; Metazoa; Chordata; Mammalia; Primates; Cercopithecidae. The record is from RefSeq and is a predicted model, not a curated record. Gene Ontology annotation, cellular component: cytoplasm.